Pectinophora gossypiella (pink bollworm) is the source of this 1071-nucleotide messenger RNA. RefSeq lists its product as uncharacterized. The transcript has 8 exons. The coding region runs from base 169 to 1071 and encodes 300 amino acids. Lineage: Eukaryota; Metazoa; Arthropoda; Insecta; Lepidoptera; Gelechiidae. The record is from RefSeq and is a predicted model, not a curated record.
GUUUUGUAUGAAGUGUCCGGGGUGUGACGAAAAUCAAGAAUAAGUGGAAUUCCGAGAUCUCUACGUACCCCAACGGGAAAUAGGCCUUAUAGAAACUCUCAUGCCUCCCAGAAGUGAGAGGUGUAGUUCAGCAAACUAUGAUCUUUGGCCGACAGAACCCGACAAGACAUGUGCUACAUAUUUAACUGCUUCGCAUGGGCUUUGGACUUUCUACAAAGGGCCGUCACUUUUGUCCUCGCGUGCGUCCUCUUCUGCGUGAUGGGUCUAGCAGUGAUAGUGGCGAUCGGCGCAGGAGUUGCUUACGGAUACAACUACUCCAUGGCCGAGUUCCUCACCUUCACCAGGCAAGACACAACGGUGUACAUGCGCCGUGGUCAGUUCUACGACAAACCAGACUUCGACGCGGACCGGGAAAUGUUCUACAGAAGAUCAGGAGGAGGAGAAGGAGUUGACACUUUGGCGAUGAACAAGUCGAUUGACUACCAAGACGCCGCCAUUGGUACCAAUGCGAAAGCCUUACCAGACACUUGGGGUCAAAUCAAGGAUACCAGGAAGUACGCUGAAGUGCUCACCAAGUUUUCGAGAAAGCCAGAUGAGCCUGACCAGAUCUUAAAGCCCCUUGAUGCGGAGAUAUCGAAAUCACAGAUGGAAUACAUGACGACGCCGGUGAAGCGUGUUUCCAUGACCAUGAACCCUAGUCUAUUAGCCACCACGUUGCUGCAGAGCGGCAGCUCACAGAUCAUCAUGAGGAACUUCAAGCCACCACAUCCGGAGACCACGGAGUACUUGGCAGCCACCACAGCCGAGGACGAGAGACAAGAUGACAGAGUAGACGAAGAGAAGGUGUUCUAUGAAGAAGAUCCAAUAAGAACGGAAACGUCCUUCCGCGUAAGCCCCACGCGGCGCACGCUGCCCUCCUUGCCACCGGCGCCUGCGCCGGAUGACAAAACUCGGAGUCAAAAACCUUACGUGCCGAUGCGUCAUUGGGGACCACAGAGUGGCCAGGAUGUGGUCGUGAAUGAUUACUCAGAUGAUGUAGACGAGGACAGUGUAGUCUACAAGCCUGUGUGA